AUGCACGGCACCGAGCAUGAAGUCUUUGAUGACACCGAAUUCAACCUCCUGAAGCACUUCACUGGCAAAAUGUCGGUACAGACGUGCGACGCCAUUCUGCAAGGAACAAAAAUGGGUGGACAAGCUGGGUCAUGGGCCGGCAUGAAGGUUACCACUCAGUGUGGGAGUUUGGCUGGACAUUUAAUCGCGCUUUCAGGCACCGACGACCCGGCCUUUGAUGAUAGGGAUUGGGAGUUUCUGAGGACUGGUUUGAGAGGGGUAUGUCCACGCCGCAACAAGCUAGGCGAUAAGGGCAGCCAGCGAUGA
Exophiala bonariae is the source of this 306-nucleotide messenger RNA. RefSeq lists its product as uncharacterized. The record is from RefSeq and is a predicted model, not a curated record. The transcript has a single exon. Bases 1 to 306 code for a protein of 101 amino acids. Lineage: Eukaryota; Fungi; Ascomycota; Eurotiomycetes; Chaetothyriales; Herpotrichiellaceae.